AUUUGUUUUUUAGUGCGCACACGAAAAAAAAGUUUGAUUGCACAAAAUUUCAAAUUGUUGAUUACAAUUCGAGCACCCUCUAUGAAAGGGACGUAUCACGUGUCCGCGUUCUAACGUGGUGCUGCGAUCGCACCGGUGAUCGGCACGCGGUCCGCGAUACAUGUUUUUUUUCCGCGUUCGAUGUCCUUAAAUUGUAGGUUCGCGUGUGUGCGUUUACCCGACACGUUUUUUACGUCGUCGCACCGGAUUCUGGCAUGAGAUUUUAGCGCGGCGGCCGUGUGAAAAAGGGAGGCAGAAACUCGCCGACGAAAUAAUGGGCACCGUCCACGCUAAGGAACCCAAUAAUCCCUCAGGCCUGGGUCAAUUAUCUAAGGAGAACGCCUCCGCGAAUAAAUGCAAUGACCCACCAAACGACCCCGCAAAGGACGACUUUCCAUCAUUUUCCAGUAGCAAAUCUCAGUUGCAUAGGGAAGAUGAGAAUGAGCAGACAAACAACAUACUUCUGCAGACAGUGCAGGCACGAGUUGACAAGAUACACGUGGAUGGACUUGUACGAACGAAGGACGACAUAAUCAAGUCGCAGGUGAUGGACUUGUUUAAGGCGUCGAAUUUCGAGGAUGUUAUUAUACGCGCUUACAAAGUGCGGGAGAGGCUUGACGCUUUGGGAUGCUUUAGGAAUAUUGGAAUUUACAUCGACACCAGUCACGGAUCCGACGCCACCCCUGACGGUGUUGAAGUCACUUUCAAGGUACGCGAAAUGAGACGUUUGGUCGGCGGUAUCAGCACGAUGGUCGGGAACAACGAGGGAUCCCUGCUCGUCGGCGCGAGGGCGCCGAAUCUGUUCGGCCGGGCGGAACGUGUCCAGAUGGAGUACUCACACGGUAACAAAAGUUCGAUCAACUUCAAUGUAUCCGCCAUUAAACCGUUUCCGCAGAGCUUGUACAACGCAGUAUUAACCGGCACCGUGUUCAGCACGACGCACGAUUUCCCGUGGUCGGGUUUCAAGCAGAACGACAAGGGGCUGAUGUUCGACAUUGAGCUCAAUCAGACGGACACCUCCAAGCACAACAUACAAUACGAGGCUGCAUUUAGGAACAUCAAUUGCUCGAAACAGGCGGCCUUCCGCGUCCGGGAGCAGUGCGGCCCGAAUUUGAAAUCCGCGCUCAGGUACAUCUGGACGAUAGACAAGAGGGACUCGCCUAUAUUCCCCGUUUCCGGGAGUCUCAUGCGACUAACGACGGAGAUGGCCGGCCUGGGUGGCGACAUCGGUUUCUUGAAGAACGAGCUCGCCAUACAGACAAAUUGGUCGCCCCACGAGUACCUUACAUUCCAGCUGGGUCUUCAGUCUGGGCUGUUGAGUGCAAUCAGUAACGACAUGAAAAUAAGUAUCGCCGAUCACUUCUUCCUGGGCGGUCCCCUGAAUCUACGCGGAUUCGACAUGAGAGGAUGCGGGCCUCGCUCCGAAGGGAAUUCCGUGGGCGGCGAGAUGUAUUGGGCAGCCGCCCUUCACGUGUACACCCCGCUCCCGUUCAGACCCGGUCGUAACAGUUUCGGGGAUCUAUUUAGGCUGCACGGUUUCAUCAACGGCGGUAACUUGUCCAACUUUACGUACGGUGAGCGAAGUAAUCUGUACAAUGAAAACAUGAAGAUUUUCACGGAGAACGUCCGCUGUGCCAUCGGCGGCGGCAUCGCGAUGAGGCUGGGGAACAUCGCCCGCAUAGAAUUGAACCUAGUUACACCGUUGUUGUUCAUGAGGAGCGACGUGCUCCAGCAAUUUCAAUUUGGUAUUGGCGUACAAUAUCUGUGAGCAUUUUAUCAUCUUUCGAUAUAGUCUUACAUUAUUACGAUGGAGUGUAAAAAAAAUAGAGAGAUUACGUGUAAAUUUAUUUCUGAUUCUUGUCCGAGACAGAGGUUCGGUAUGUAUAUUUGCAAUAAAGUCACAGAGAAAUCGAA
Wasmannia auropunctata (little fire ant) is the source of this 1953-nucleotide messenger RNA. Its product is annotated as sorting and assembly machinery component 50 homolog. The record is from RefSeq and is a predicted model, not a curated record. Gene Ontology annotation, cellular component: outer membrane; SAM complex. Lineage: Eukaryota; Metazoa; Arthropoda; Insecta; Hymenoptera; Formicidae. The coding region runs from base 314 to 1807 and encodes 497 amino acids. The transcript is spliced from 8 exons. Gene Ontology annotation, biological process: protein insertion into mitochondrial outer membrane; mitochondrial respiratory chain complex assembly.